AUGACGAACUUGGGCAAAGAUCCAAGGCGAAGAGGACAGAGGCGUGACGAAUUAGGCAGGCGUAGUUUAAGGGAAUCAUCAUCGUUUGACCGUGUCGUCUUGGACUCAGCGAUCAUGUUCUGUUUCACUGUCGUUCCCAGAAUGGCGGGGACACGGCCCGUUUGGCCCAUGAAAGCGUCACCAGGCAUUGUGCUCCAUCCCCGUGUCGGCCCAGAAUCGAUGAUGUUGUCUGGGGGACUCCUCGGUGCGUGUUGGAGGCAAAUCGUAUGUGCCCAAAACAAGAAACGAUCCCCUGCCACUGCUUCGUUUGUCUUCUUGAAGCGGUUGCAUCGGUUUAGGUUGUUUUCCAUGUCGCCGGAGCCCAAAGAAUCUCCCUCUAACAAUGCAGGACUCCAGGCGAGUCCCGAUGAGGCCACCAAGGGUUACAUCAUGCAGCAAACUAUGUUUCGAAUUAAGGACCCUAAAGUCAGCCUCGACUUCUAUUCUCGCGUUUUGGGCAUGUCGUUACUUAAGAGGUUGGACUUCCCAGAUAUGAAGUUCAGUUUGUAUUUUAUGGGCUAUGAGGAUCCCAAAUCAGCUCCCAGUAAUGCGGUGGAUAGAACUGUUUGGACUUUUGGUCAGAAGGCUACAAUUGAGCUAACACAUAAUUGGGGAACUGAAAGCGAUCCUGACUUCAAGUACCACAAUGGGAAUUCAGAACCGCGUGGCUUUGGACACAUCGGCAUCACAGUUGAUGAUACAUACAAGGCCUGUGAGAGGUUUGAAAAACUGGGAGUCGAGUUUGUGAAAAAGCCAGAUGAUGGGAAAAUGAAAGGGAUAGCAUUCAUCAAGGAUCCUGAUGGCUAUUGGAUUGAAAUCUUUGACCUUAAAAAUAUCGGCAACACUGUAGGGACAGCUGCCUGAUUUUAACUUUGCUAGAAGUUGGAGCCUUUCAUGCAUCUGAAGAUUAUCGCUCACCAUCCGUUGACACCGGAGCGAUGGAGAUCAGGACGAUUUUCAAUAGCAAGAUUUUGAAAUUAGGCUUUAUGAGGUCUUUUGCCUGUUCUUGAGACUUGUUUAAUAAUGAGGUCGCGUGCUCAAGUUUUAUCUGGUCGGUAAUACUUCUGUUAAGUGGAAUAUUCUAUUGGCCUCUAUAGGUAUAGCAUGUCUUUGCUGCUUAUUAGUUCCAUACCGCGGCUUGAGCAGAGAUAACGAUGUCGAAGUUUGCAUGUUGGUUCUUAUUGUAUCUGGAUACGAAAUGUAAUAUCGAUACUUCUAGUCCAUGCCUGGGAUGAUUGUGAAGAUAAUAGUACCGUUGCCGUUUGAUAA
Messenger RNA from Syzygium oleosum, 1308 nucleotides. Its product is annotated as lactoylglutathione lyase. Gene Ontology annotation, molecular function: lactoylglutathione lyase activity; metal ion binding. The record is from RefSeq and is a predicted model, not a curated record. The transcript is spliced from 9 exons. The coding region runs from base 1 to 903 and encodes 300 amino acids. NCBI's taxonomy places the organism in Eukaryota, Viridiplantae, Streptophyta, Magnoliopsida, Myrtales, Myrtaceae.